Messenger RNA from Hypomesus transpacificus, 5625 nucleotides. It is a transcript of the gene rfx5, whose product is annotated as regulatory factor X, 5. The transcript has 10 exons. Gene Ontology annotation, biological process: regulation of transcription by RNA polymerase II. Lineage: Eukaryota; Metazoa; Chordata; Actinopteri; Osmeriformes; Osmeridae. Gene Ontology annotation, molecular function: RNA polymerase II cis-regulatory region sequence-specific DNA binding; DNA-binding transcription factor activity, RNA polymerase II-specific. The coding region runs from base 90 to 1916 and encodes 608 amino acids. The record is from RefSeq and is a predicted model, not a curated record.
AAUCACAAAAAAAUCUGAAAGGGGAUUUUUGCAGUAGCUUUGGCUCAGAGGCCUCGGGGAGCGGUUUGCCGCCGCUGUGUGAGCCAACCAUGACGGAGGAGAGGCUGAAGGCGGACCCCUCCAGGAGGGAGGGGCUGGAGGCGGUGGAGGGCGACACGGAGCCCAGCAGGAUGGUGCAGAAGCUGGGGAGCAACGUGUCGAAGAGCGUCCAGGUUAAAGUGGAAAGCAUCCUGAAAGAGGUGCAGCAUUUCUCCGACAGCGACAAGCUGUACCUCUACCUGCAGCUGCCCUCGGGACCCAGCGCUGGGGAGAAGAGCAGUAGCAGUGGCGGAGGAGGAGGACCAGGAGGAGACUCCAGCUCCUUCAACACGGCCGACCAGCUGCACACCUGUAACUGGAUCCGCAGUCACCUGGAGGAGCACGCCGACACCUGCCUGCCCAAGCAGGACGUCUACGAGACGUACAAAAGAUACUGUGACAACCUGCAGCACAGGCCCCUGAGUGCUGCUAACUUUGGGAAGAUCAUCCGAGACAUCUUCCCCAACAUCAAGGCUCGCAGGCUGGGAGGGCGGGGCCAGUCCAAGUAUUGUUAUAGUGGAAUUCGCAGGAAGACUGUGCUGAACAUGCCUCUACUACCAAGCCUGGACCUCAAAAACGACCCGUCGGAGCUGACCGAGCUGGUGCAGACGUACAAACAGGAAGUGACGGAGGCGGCGUGUGAGCUGAUCUGUGACUGGGCUCAGAAGAUCCUGAAGCGCUCCUUCGACACGGUGGUGGAGAUCGCCCGCUUCCUGGUGCAGGAGCACAUCGUCAACCCUCGCUGCAGCCAGGCCGAGCUUGUCACCUCCGCCGCCCUGGCAGGAGGCCCGGCCAAGCCUGCCAAGGUGGUGAAGAAAAACUCCUCCCAGUCCAAGGGGGGAGGGGCCGACCUGGAGGGCAGUGCCUCGGAACUGAAGAGGGAGAAGGAAGGCGGAGAGCAGUCGUCGCCGGGGAAACCGCCGCCUAGCGACAAGCCGGCCUAUAAGGGGCAGGAGCUGGUUCGUCCCGGGGGUCGCGACCUCCAGGUGGAGGCUCUGAUGAAGAGCUACCCCAAGCUCCUCCCCCGGAGCUCCGUCCCCGACAAGACCCAGCUCUCUGUGCGCUCCUCGCCCCCCUCGCUCGCGCCCAAGGACUCCGGGGUCAAGGUCAUCGCCAUGGCCACCCUGCCCCAACAGCAAGGCGGGGCCCUCCCCCUCAUGAUCCUCCCCCAGAGCGUCAGCCUAGCGUACGACAGGGAGUCGGCCAAAGCCCCGCCCCCUCCUGUCACUGGUGCGCCCGCUGCCGUCACCUCCGUGGUGCAGCGCGCGCGCGCGGCACCCAAGCGGGCGGCGGAGACGCUUGCGGCCGCGUGCGCCACCUCGGGCCUCGGGGGGGGCCCUCCCAAACGCAAGAGAGGCCGUCCCAGGAAGGCCCGACCGGAGGACGCCCUUCCCCCUCCUCCUCCGCCUCCUCCCCUUCCCGCCGUCACCCAGACCUCCAUCAUCACGGGAGGCGUGAUCCAGAAGGCCUGCUCCUCCUCCGCCUCCUCCCAGCUGCUGGAGUUUGUGAUCCAGGAGCAGCAGGGGCUGGUAGGGGAGGGGGCCGUCCAGGGGCCCCGGGGGGUGGUGGUGCAGUGCCAGGCCGGACAGGAGGGGGCGCCCAGGCCCGUUCUGCUCCUGCAGAGCCCAGUGGGACAGGCGGGUUGGGAGGUCGGGGGCAGGACUAUGGUGGAGGUGAUCCAGAGGAAUCCGCGACUGCAAGUGCUGGAGGACCGGAGCGAGAUGGAGAUCACCCUGACCCCCGUCGACCCCCACUCUGACCUCCAGCUGACUGGACAGGCCCCGGGGGGGGCGGAGGAACAGUCAGCCCAGGACAGCACACCGACAGGGGGGCCCUAGCCCUAGCCCUUACCCUGGUCCCCCUGCACAAACUCUCCUCAUCCUAAUCCCAUCACUCACCCACAGACUGUUAGAGCCCCCCUCCUCCCGCCCCCUACUCCACUCAUCACUCCACAGUCCUAACUCCUCCCCCCCCAUUUGUUGUUUGGUGGAAAUCCUAGACUGGCGCCGCAGAGAGCCAAUCGGGAUAGAUGAAGCCAAACCGCCACUAACCUUCCAUUGGCCGCCCAUGCACUUGACAAUGGAAAAGGGCAGUUUGUUAACCCUUUUCUGCGACUCUUAAACUGCAUGUUUGUCUUUGUAACUGUGAGUGACGCAAGAAAGGUGACUCUGAGCCCCUCAGAUAAGCGUGCUGUUCCAAAUCAACGCCUAAACCCUACAUCCUAGGCACUAAACCCUGCAUCCUAGGCACUAAACCCUGCAUCCUAGUCAUGGGACGCUAACCAUCCUUGCUGUGGUGUGAGGUGGGGCCUUUAUGACUCCAACCUUCCCGAUUCGACCUUCCUAUUGGCCACCAGUGCUGGAGAGGGCGGGUCCGAGGGGUUUGGUUUGGAACGAGGCCUGCUCCUGUGGGUUCUGGACGAUCCAGGAGGAGUAUUACGGGUUUGGAACCAGUCCGGGUUCCCAGUUUUUCCCUCCCCCCCCUCCCCCUUCAACAGGAAGGAUUUUCAAUCUUUUUCUACCCUGGUAGUUCUGUCGGUGUCGGUGCUUUGUGAUGUCAGAGGGAGAGAGAGAAAAAGGAAAGUCAUGUGACUUUCCACUGAUGUGGCUGGCUGCAAUCUAGCGCAUGCUCUUCAAUCCGAGAAGCCAGCCAAUCAGAACUGGGCCUGCCUGCCACAGUGUUCUUAAUAGCGUGUGAAUGGAUUGUGGGAUAACACCCUCACCCUCUUGGUUGGGAACCCCCAUCACCCGAACCUCAACCCCCCCCCCCCCCCGACUCCGUCCCCAAACCUCACCCUUGAGCUCGACCCCCUUAACCUCAUCCGCCAACUCCAUCCCCAAACCUCACCCCUCACCCCACCCGUCAAAUCUCAGUCUUAACCCCCACCCCCCUCACCUGAACCCCCAACUCCAUCCACUAACCUCAACCCCCACUGCUCAGAUCUUAACCCCCAACUCCAUCCUUAACCCUAAACCCAACCCCCCUGCCAAGCUUUUACACCAGAAUACAGAGUAGUGAGACCCAUGCAAGCACUUAUAUGGACAUGAUGACAUCAGCACUUCCUGCUCAUGGCAGACUAAACAGAUACACAAAAUAGCAGGGUAGUAGUAUACUAGAAUGAAUAUACAGUAUCUUAAGUAUCUCAAUGAACCUGCAAAUGGUACAUCAGCUUGUUCAGAGAGGUCCCCCUCUCAGGCCAAAGCAUCCAAGCACAAACCGCCAUGCCUAGUGUGGAGCCGAGAGGGCAGCAGAGAGACAGGCAGCGGGUGCCCAAUCCCCCAGCCUGUCCCCGUGGUGGAUCAGCCGCUGACAAAGGUGAAGUGGGCCUGUUCGCCCACGAAGGCCGCCUCGUAACCAGGACAAAGAGCUGCUCCUGCGGCCAUCUCCGAUGGCGUCUCCUCCCCUUCCGCACCUCCUUCGCACACCGUGUUGGUGGACCAGCUGUGCACAGCUGCCUUCUGACGACCCCCCCCCCCCAGCCCUUCUGAGCCAGGGCUCUGUGUCUGUGGUGCUAAAACUGAGUUACGGCGUUCUGGUGCCCCGGUGAUGAUCAAUUUCGUGUGGUUGAGGGACAGGGACCCCCCCCCCCCCGUUCCCCUUGUUUAUCGUAGAGACAGCAUAUCAGUCGAUGAGUUGAAAGCCCCAAAAGAUUGCUCUCUGUGUGGGUUUUUAUUUGUUAUGUUUCUUCAUUGCUUCCGUCCCUUUCGACAACAGAUUCUGUGAUUUCUACAGACAAAAAACUAAUCCAGCCAACCUCAACCCCCCCCCCACCCCCCGCCCCCCCCCCCCCCCCCCCCCUUUUUAUAAGAAAAAAAAGAAAGAGAAAGAAUACAGUUUGGACUGAAAAUGACAAGAAAAGUUGCACUGAAGGAAGAGAAUUGGGAGGUGUCGGAGCUGGAUGUGAAGUGAUACUCGGCGGUUGGGGCGAAGUGGCGAUGACUGACAGAAUGGGACGCUGUGGUGAUGUUUCAGACCAUAUUGGGAAGCCGUUCAGGGUGGCUGUACACGUUGAUCAAACUGGAGUCCAAUUCGACUUAAUUCUAACAUUGAGAGUUUUAGCACUAUUUAAAAAAGAAGAAGAGUUUAUGAACACAUAUGGUGGUUGCUAUAUCCUAUGAACUGUAAGCCAACACUGGGCCCGGCUCUAGUGCACUAUCUUCUGAUAGAGGCUGCCUGGGUAUCCAGUGUUGAGAAAACCAGUCGGUACACACACACACACUCGCACACAGCAGUGUGUAUCUAGUCUAACCUGUAUCUGUGGAGAUACUGUAUCAUCCACUUUACCCUCUCUGGACUAUGAGCCCCUGGCGGUGCUGUCAUUGUGUGUGUGUACUUGUAUGUGUGUGUGCACAGCUAACUCAAUAACCAGGGGGCCAAAAUGGCAGGUGCCAACACUAAACCCUCAGAACCGAGUUGGUAACCUCUGCUCUGGUGACAUGUCAUAGGACACAUCUCAACACUAUGAAGAGGUCUCCUCUCUCCUCUACUCCCUCCUUGUCUCCUUUCCUUCUCUACUACCCUUCAACCGGCAACCUUGAUUUAGGAAGCUUGAGAUAAGUGAUAGCGGUUGUCACCCGCGCGCCUGCAUCGCAUUGACGCGGAUGGAGCAGCAGAGAUGAGGAAACAACUUCAGACGAUUGAGAUCCACUACUUUGGAGUUUGUAGUGUUACUGCUAGUGCCUGUGAGUGCGUGCGCGAGUGUUUGAGAGGGGAACUUUCACUGUGGAGCCGCCGUGCUCAAAAAAAGAAACGGGUCGGAGAAUCAAAGAUAACGAUCAGGAACCGGGUAGUCGAGGCUUGGCCGUUAUCUGCGGUCUAAACGCAGUCAGCGGUCAAGUCCCUGCGGUAGCUCAACAGAUGGGCACUCUGUGCUAUGGCCUAGAAAGCCGUACAGAGUGAAGCAGUCCAAUAGCUUUUGCUUUGCAAUUUGUUUUUAGGUUUAUACAGAUAAAACGUUUUUGUUGUUAACGUUUUUUUUUUUUUUACAUGAAAAAAGUGUGUGUCAAUUGUGUUUGCUUUUUUUGUCGAAUGAGUCUUUGAUCUCAUGCGUUGUACAGGUCAUUUUGAAUGCAGUUUUGAGUGUCGGUUUCUUAUUGAUGUAGGCCUAUUUGGGUUUGAAUGACACAUCUAGUUCCUGAGAUUGUUCAUGCAUGGGCUUGUGUGACUGUUCUAUUGCUCUGAGGUCCUUUUCACCAGGUGAAGAAAAAGCAUAAUAUAAGCCACGACAAAAACGGAUUUGACAAUGUUUUCAGUUAUUUUGCUUUGUUUUUAUAUGAUUAUAACCUCCCCUCGCUUGUGUUUUGCACUUUAUAUUUACUUUUUAAAAAUCAAGCUUGUUAAGAAUUGGUGUGAACAAGAAAAAGAAACAAAACUGAAUAUUUGAUUUGAUCAUUAAUUGGAGGACAGCACCUUAUAUGUUAUUCCUUUACACGUGUGACUUGUUUGACAUUGUUUCUAUGCGUGUUUUUGUAUUUCAUCCCCGAGUUUUGUGACUUUACAUCUAUGCUUCCUUUAAAAACAGAUAAAUUAAAAGAUGCCAACCACUAA